Messenger RNA from Penicillium angulare, 2325 nucleotides. RefSeq names its product Zn(II)2Cys6 transcription factor. Lineage: Eukaryota; Fungi; Ascomycota; Eurotiomycetes; Eurotiales; Aspergillaceae. Gene Ontology annotation, biological process: DNA-templated transcription; regulation of DNA-templated transcription. The record is from RefSeq and is a predicted model, not a curated record. The transcript is spliced from 3 exons. Gene Ontology annotation, molecular function: zinc ion binding; DNA binding; DNA-binding transcription factor activity, RNA polymerase II-specific. Bases 1 to 2325 code for a protein of 774 amino acids.
AUGUCUGAGAAGGAUUCCCCAGUGAAUCGGGUGGAUGUUGUAGGGGACGUAGUGGUUGAGCAUAUGAGAGUGGAUCAUCAUGAUAAAUCAGACCAAUCAGACCCACCGAAUGGGGGGCCGGUCGGGCUGUCAAUGUGCACACCGUCUGAUGCGGACGGAGCGAACUCUCUACCUACUCCUGAAUCGCCAAUUCUUGAUUUUGUCCCUCCAAAAAACCCCAAGGCCAGAACCACAACUGCAAGGGUCAACGGGUUGCAGGCCAAAGUCGCUAUUCCACGCGACACAAAUAAAUAUUUUCAAACAUUCACCCCCGGAAGGGUAUCACGGGCAUGCUCUUCAUGUCGGAGUCGGAAAGUCAAAUGCAGCGGCGAACAGCCUGCCUGUCGACAAUGCCGCGAACUGGAUUUGAGAUGUCGGUAUCCAAUGAGUUGGAGAGAGGAGAUGAAAAGGGAAGUGGACAGUCAUUUGGCUGUAGUCAAAGACUACCAAGAUUUCGUUCGAGAGUUGGUGUGUACUGCGGACCCACCGACUAGGCAAUGGAUCAAUGCUACAAUGCAGAAGUACCAGCUAUUGCAGGACGACUCGAUAGAGCCAGAUGAAUUGUUAUACAAACCCACAGGCAACAAUAACUCCACCAACUUGGGUGGCAUUGAAGAAUAUUUGAUGAACACAGAUCAAAUGCCAAUCUCCCCGCCCCAACAAUAUACCAUGUUUGAAACCAAGGGACUGGGACAGACAGACAUCCUAAAAUUCUCCGGCGUCGAGGCCCAGCCAAAAAGCAAGGAAGUGUUUGCGAGAGCGUUCGAAAUCGAUUUCAUGAACAUCAUUGACAACGACUUAAGUGCCUCGCCCGUUCAAAAAUACGGCUUGCCCGCCCGAAGUGCGGCAGAUACGUUAUUUCACGACUACCUCAACAACAUACAUUCCGAAUUCCCCAUAAUCAACAAACAACUCUUUCGCACCCAGUACAUGAACCUCUGGGAAUGCAGCCAACAGCCCGGUGAUAAAUGGCUAGCUAUACUCAACAUGAUGUUCGCCAUCGCGGCUUUGCAUAUACAUUGUCUACAUCCGCAAUGGAACGAUCGCAACUACGAUCACUCGAUGUAUUUUACACGAGCGAAAUUGUUAAGCAUGACCGAAGCGGACUUGUUAGGUCACCCGGAUCUCCAACAAAUUCAAAUCGAAGCACUGUGUGCUUUUUAUUUACUUGCAACGGAAGAAUUCGAUAAGGCGUGGCGAGUCGCGGCAUUAGCAGCGCGAGCGGCGGUCGCUCUGAGCACUAAUUUGAAGACAACAAAAAACCACAAUCCUUUCUCAAGGGAGGCAAGAUUCCGCCUAUGGUGGUGUGUCUAUACUUUUGAACAAGUGAUUGGGCUUAUUUCCUGCCGACCGACAUCAAUCUCCUACAACCAACAUUCAAUACCUUACCCAGUACGAUUGCAGGAGGAUGAGCAGAGGACCAAAACACAACAAUCGACAUUUACUCACGAAUCACAACUGGAAUUUGAAAGGAUAUUUGCAGGGGAAGAUUAUACCGACUUCUCUCCCUCUGACGAGAACAGCCUCGAGACUACAGCUGAUGCCUUCUUUGUCUUCUCCUGCAAGUUAGCUGUCAUUAUACAAGAUAUUAGCAGCAUUCUUUAUAAGCUGCGGACGUCACCAGAGAAAGAAAGGAUAACAAAUGACUUGCUAUGCCGUCUCAAUGCCUGGAGGGAUACUUUGCCAUUGCAUCUUGACUUAAACAAUGGAGCUCCCUCACUCAAUGGAAACUACAAGGCAAGGCUUGCGUUUCAUUUCCAUGGAGCCCGGAUUGCAAUCGCCCGUCCUUGGCUCUUCUGUCGAAAUAUGAUCGAGUAUAAUCACACCAGCUACAACAUGUCACAUGUCGCCCUUGACAGCGCAAAGACGCUCCUCGCAAUGGUACCCGGAGAAUUGGAUAUGGCAAAUUCGCAUCAAAUACUGCCUUGGUGGUGUGCAUUGCAUUAUACCACGGAGGCAACGAAGAUUGUAUUCAUGGAGUUGUCUCUUGGUUGUGUCCAUACUCAGAACGAGCAAGCUUAUCUCAUUCGGCUCGUUCAGAAGUCUAUCCGAUAUUUCGAAGUGAUGUCUUUUCGCAGUUCGAGGGCACGAAAGGCUUGGGAGCAUUUUGGCUCCCUUUACGGCAGGCUCUGCGUCCGGAUGGGCUACAGUGCAGACAACAUGCCACAUAUUACGGAGAAUGUGAAUCAUUUUGACUUUUAUAUUAAUCACAGUGGGUCGGAGUUUGAUGAUAUUGGGAGAAUAGAUUCGUUUGAUUUUUACGCGGAUAUUGGGGGGUCGGUUUAG